GGAAUCCAUUCUGGGUAACUCUGCCAGGUAAGUGUUCUUUGCUCAUCUUCACGUGUUUAAGGAUUUUGGGGGGUACAGUUGUUUCAUGAACUCCUUCCUCCUUCACUGGUUUUGAGCAACCGGCAAUGAAGCAGGACAUUUAAUGUCUUUAUUUUCAGACUGGAGACUGAAUGAAGUAGCCAUUAUUGAUCACUGAUUCGAGCUUGCUUUUUUCAUCCAUGGAUAGCUCUCAUGUUUUGCUGGACAGGUGUCCACCAGCAUGUCGAUGCUUUUGCCAGUGACCUUGGAGCAUGUGUUCACUAUCGCCGAUGCCGAGACCGUGGUCGCCUGUCUCUGCGUAUCAGGGCAUUGGAGCGAAAGCGCCAGGAGCCAGACUGUUUGGAAACAGCAGUGCAGGACACUAUGGGCUGACAAGGUGUAUGUGCCGAAGAAGUUCUCCGAGACCAAAGGCAGUUAUCUGGAAGCUUACUGGGGUUCCUUGAAGGAUUCGAGACGCAGCUAUAUCACGCCGGAGGAGCUUUGCCGCUUUGAAUGGUCGUGUCGGAUGAAGAGCUGCGCAGGGUCAGAUUGGACUCAGCAAGACCCUUGGUGGCAAAAAGAAGAGGCGACCCGGAGGCGCUUCUUCAUGGAUGGCAGUACCACCUCAGAGCGGGGUGAUGGCACAUGGCGCUUUGUGCCAGACAGCUGUGGAAGGACAGGGCCAAAGGGCUCUUUCAUACGCCUCUCCCUGAAUUUUCAUGAGUUUCCGUCCCACAUGGUGUCGCGCUGGCCGAAGAACUGGGGCUUUCUCCUGCAGAAUUGUUGGGGUUUCAGCGCGAGUUUUCCUUUGCCACCGAGAAAUGCAGAACCUGAGUUGGAGGAUGCGGGGGAGAUUUGCCGCUCCGUCACUCCGUUGACGUGCCGAGAAGAGGCCGAGGACUACAACUAUGGUUUCCUACUGCCUUAUUCCUUGAUGCGUGAUGAGCUCGAUCCAUCCCCCAGGGCGUUGCUGGACAUGUACGCAGAAAUGGAAGCCGGGCGCCGGCGCGCGGAACAGCGGCAGGCCAUGCAAUACUACGCGCAUCCUCCACAGGUGUUGGCAAUGCCUCAGCCACCCUCUGUGCAGGCUCCGCCCCGUCGAGUCCAGGUCGUCACUCGAGUUCCACAGGUGACCUAUGUACAACCCAGGCUGCUUCCAGGAACCGUCGCGCCUCGCGGAAGCGUCGCACCUGUUUGGGUGCCUGCGAUCCCGACGCCGAUGCAGGUCAGCCGGCACUGAGGAGCGAUUGGUUGAGUCGGGAUGUUUCAGUUCAGAGACACCCCAGAAGUGGGUGGAUGAGGCCUAAAGUGGCCUUUGAAAGCUCGAAGAGUCGAAUUCGCUGUGACAGGUGUUUCCAAGGAGCAAGAAGCUAC
Molecule: messenger RNA, 1392 nt
Organism: Durusdinium trenchii
Lineage: Eukaryota; Dinophyceae; Suessiales; Symbiodiniaceae
Source: the annotation of a GenBank genome assembly